AUGGCAGAUCCAAAAACUGAUGACCAAUUACAUUUCACUGAUAUCAAAAAAUAUUUCAACUCUUAUACUCUCACAGGUAGAAUGAAUUCCGUACUGGCCACAUAUGGAGGCAUUGCUUUGAUGGUCUUAUACUUCAAGUUAAGGUAUAAAACAACACCAGCUUUGAAAGCAACAUAAAUGGAUUUUAAACUGUACCUCAUCUGUUAAAUUCCCAAGCCCAGAGAAGCUAAUGUCAAUUCAUCAUCUGGUAUUCAAUUUGUACAAUACAUUAUGAACCUGGAAAAAA
Lynx canadensis (Canada lynx) is the source of this 286-nucleotide messenger RNA. Its product is annotated as ATP synthase membrane subunit DAPIT, mitochondrial-like. The transcript has a single exon. Lineage: Eukaryota; Metazoa; Chordata; Mammalia; Carnivora; Felidae. The record is from RefSeq and is a predicted model, not a curated record. Bases 1 to 177 code for a protein of 58 amino acids.